Messenger RNA from Caenorhabditis remanei, 1353 nucleotides. RefSeq lists its product as uncharacterized. Gene Ontology annotation, biological process: biosynthetic process. The transcript has 4 exons. Gene Ontology annotation, molecular function: strictosidine synthase activity. Bases 1 to 1353 code for a protein of 450 amino acids. NCBI's taxonomy places the organism in Eukaryota, Metazoa, Nematoda, Chromadorea, Rhabditida, Rhabditidae. The record is from RefSeq and is a predicted model, not a curated record.
AUGGCAAACUCCAGUGGAAGUACCAGAAGACGUCGGGGAAGUGAUGAUGGAGGGCGUGCUGUUCCGUUGCCAGCUAAGAUUGCAAAACAGAAAAAAGAGCAAAAACACCAAACUAGUUCGAUAACUAGUUCGAUACUUUCUUAUCUCUGGAACAUAUUCCAAAUAACUCUCGUUUUGGUUGUUUCUAUAAUCGUCUCCGCUCUUCUCACUAACCGAAUCGUCAACUCACCAAUCAGAGCAGUUGAAUUCGAUCUUGGAGAAAGUCUUCCUUUGAAAGGAGUACUUGCAGUAAAUAGUCGAUUAACUGAUGCAGAACUUCUUCUCGAAGAUCAAGUUUAUGGACCAGAAUCUCUCGUUCUUGAUGAGAAAAACAAAAAACUUUAUGCUGGAUUCAAGACGGGAAUUAUCGCUGAAAUAAGUAUGACUGAAGGAAAAGAAAAGAUUUUGCAUGCUGUUCAGCUGGCACAAGGAAAUCAUGACUGUGAUGGUUCAUACAAAACAAUGAAUUUGUGUGGACGACCACUUGGAUUGAGACUAAGCGAUGCAAAUGAAUUGAUCAUUGCUGAUGCAUAUUUGGGAUUGUUUGCAAUCAAUUGGCAAGAAGAGAAAGUUGUCAAAAUCCUUGGUGCUGGAGAAUUACCAACGAACGACGAGAAUGGGGCUCCAAUCAAAUAUCUGAAUGAUUUGGACAUCCUCCCAGACGGCCGUAUAAUUUUCUCUGAGUCAUCUACUAAGUUCGAUGACCGUGAUUUCAUUUUGGAUCUUUUCGAGCAUCGACCGAAUGGACGUCUUCUGAUUUAUGAUCCAAGAAAGAAGAAUUUGAGAGUGCUCAAAGAUGGACUAUAUUUUCCGAAUGGAGUUCAACUGAGUAUCGAGAAAGGAGUUUCCAAAACUGCUCCAUGGAGAGUAUUCUAUAGUGAAAUGGGAAUGGCUCGAGUCAUGCAAAUCUGGGUUCCUCAGGAUCAUUAUUCAACUGCUUCAGUCAAAACAGCUUUACUCAUCGAGAAUCUUCCCGGAUACCCAGACAAUAUUCGACUCACAAAAACAGGACAUCUUCUUGUUCCAAUCGCGACACAUCGUUCCGAAAAUGAUAGACUCCUCGAACAACAACCUAGAGUUCGCGAGUUCUUAACGAAAAUAUUGAGCAACAAAGCUCUUGCUUUGGUGGCCAACUAUUUUGCCGAUGCAGAAGGACUUGUGCUGAAAGUGAACACAGAAACAGGACAAAUCAUCGAAUCAUACCAUGAUCAAACUGGAAAAGUGGAGGCGAUUUCUAUUGCGAUCGACGAUGGACAAGGACGGAUGUUGCUAGGAAGUGACGUCAAUUAUUAUAUUGCACGGGCAAAGCUCUAA